Molecule: messenger RNA, 894 nt
Organism: Myotis daubentonii (Daubenton's bat)
Lineage: Eukaryota; Metazoa; Chordata; Mammalia; Chiroptera; Vespertilionidae
Product: serine protease 52-like
Exons: 5
Coding region: 1-894 (297 amino acids)
Source: RefSeq, a predicted model, not a curated record
AUGCUCCAGUUUCUCAUUCCACUGAUGCUGGAGUUCACUGAAUACCCCCAUAAAAUUCCAGAGACAUGUGGUGAAACAGUAUAUCCUGAUCUCGAUAAAUCAAAAUUUUUGAAAAUCAAGGGCAGGAAGCCUGCUAAAAUUCCAGAGUUCCCAUGGAAGGUGAAUAUUUUUGACCAAGGGAGAUAUCUCUGUGGAGGAUCCAUUCUCAAUGAGUGGUGGAUUCUAUCUGCAUCCCAUUGCUUUAUAAACAAAAAAAGGUCUACCUUGGAGGUCAUAUACGAUGAUGGAAAAUCCAGCACCAACAACUUGACGACAAAGAAAGUAGACAAGCUAAUUACUCACCGCUAUUUUGACAGUUUGCUCUUGCGUAAUGACAUCGCUUUACUCCUGCUCAAAAACCCAUUUAACUUCAGUGUCAUGGGAGUGCCCAUCUGCCUCACCGAGGUCAAUGAGAUACAGGAAUGGAGAAAGUGCCACUUUACCAUUUCUCAUGGAGGUGUGCGUGAAAAGCUGCAGAAAGUCAAUGUGGAGCUGGUUGAAUGGGGUAGGUGCUCCGAAAAUAUGCCUAUGGUCACCUGGGACAUGCUGUGUACUAGGAGCACUGAAGAUUGGAAGGAUGCCUGCCAGGGUGACAGCGGGGGGGCUCUGGUUUGCCAGAAAAAUAAUAAAAGCCCAUGGUACCAGCUGGGCAUUGUCAGCUGGAGUGUGAACUGUGGCGAGAAGAAUGUGAUUGGAGUGUACACGAAGGUGGCUAAUUACCUGUUAUGGAUGUUCGAGGAGACCACAGCAGCAGGAAACUCCUUCGUGCCUGAUCCAGACUCUGGGUACAAUUUGCUUCUAUCACCAUCGCCCAUCUUGUUACUCUCUUUUGUGAUGCUUCGGUUAACCCUGUGA